UCCUUGUUUCCCAUAAACACAAUGGAUUCUCAGCAGAAGCCAAGCGCAGAGCUGUUCUUUCGAACAAUAUAUUGAAAAUAAUGAGAAGGUAUGAAAAUGGAUCAAACCUAGGCUCUUUUUGGUGACCUAAGAGAGAGAGAGAGUCACUGAUUGGAAACACUGAACAUAUUGACAUCGUACAAUGGACAUAGUUGUUCAUCGGUGUCUGUUUCUCACUUUUAUCUCAAAUUUUUUCAGUCACUAUGGCUGUGUCUCUGAAAACUGCACAAAAGCUGUCAUUGCAAGGCGCAGUUCCCUCUCUGUGCCAAGUGGGGGUAGUGUUUCACUGUCAUGUGAUGUACGGCACUGUGGGGCAGACAAGUGGAGUGGUGGAUGGGUGCGGUCAGAAGAAGGAUCCCAUACCAUAAUAACUGCUUCUUCCAGACGGGUUCUGUCUAACAUAACCCGGACCCCCAGCCAGACAAGCUUACUGGUCAGCUUUCAAAACAUCAGCCAGUCAGAGUCUGGGUCGUAUAUGUGUGAAAUAAGAUGGCCAGAUGGCACCAAUAGUCUUGGACAUGUGACAUAUGUCAAUGUGACAUACAUCAAUGUAACUGAAGCUGUCGGCUCCCAGAGAAAAGUGUCUCACAGGAUCUUGGUGUGUUUUGGUGCUUCUCUGUGUUUUCCUCUGGCUUUGGUGCUGGCCUGCUGCUUGUCUGACAAACCGCCCCAGGUCCCCCCUCGCUCUUACAAUACCCCCAACCCUUUGCCUGAACCACAAAACCUGGUGGUCUAUGCGGCCCUGGCUGUGGGUCGUCCGAAACAGCACAAUUUCAGUCCCAAGCGAGAACCGACACAGCCAACCGUUUACUCUUCUCUCCAGUUCUCCUGAUACUGCCUGGAAAAGUCAAUCGCUGUUUCAGCUCCUGUUUUACAUGUUAUGAACAAUUUACAAAAAUACCACUGAGCCUCUUUUGUGGACCGAUGAAGCAAUGAUGAAUCAGCCGAAGUACUUUAAAUAAAACUAUAAUUUUGACUUAAAGUAUAAUUCUUAUU
Messenger RNA from Chanos chanos (milkfish), 1035 nucleotides. RefSeq lists its product as uncharacterized. The record is from RefSeq and is a predicted model, not a curated record. The transcript has 5 exons. NCBI's taxonomy places the organism in Eukaryota, Metazoa, Chordata, Actinopteri, Gonorynchiformes, Chanidae. The coding region runs from base 182 to 871 and encodes 229 amino acids.